AGUUUAGUAGAGGCCCCGGUGGCCGGUGCUCACUGGGCUCAGGGCCAGUCCACCCGCUCAACGCGCUCUAGCCAGCCAUGCGUCCCGCGGCCGCUAAGGUACCCAAGUGGCUGCUUCUCGCACUGAGCGCUCUACUACCACAGUGGCCCGCAGCCAGUGCCUGGGAGCUCACGAUCCUGCACACAAACGACGUGCACAGCCGGCUAGAGCAGACCAGCGAUGACUCCACCAAGUGCCUCAACGCCAGCCUGUGUGUGGGCGGCGUGGCCCGGCUCUUUACCAAGGUGCAGCAGAUCCGCAAGGAAGAACCCAACGUGCUGUUUUUGGAUGCCGGAGACCAGUACCAGGGCACCAUCUGGUUCACCGUUUACAAAGGCCUUGAAGUGGCACACUUCAUGAACAUCCUGGGCUACGAUGCUAUGGCACUGGGAAAUCAUGAAUUUGAUAACGGUGUGGAAGGACUGAUUGAUCCCCUCCUCAGAAACGUUAAAUUUCCAAUUCUGAGCGCAAACAUUAAGGCACGGGGGCCUCUAGCACAUCAGAUAUCUGGACUUUUUCUGCCAUCUAAAGUUCUCUCUGUUGGCGGUGAGGUUGUGGGGAUUGUUGGAUAUACUUCAAAGGAAACCCCUUUCCUCUCAAAUCCAGGGACAAAUUUAGUCUUUGAAGAUGAAAUCUCUGCAUUGCAGCCUGAAGUAGAUAAACUAAAGACGCUAAAUGUGAAUAAGAUCAUCGCCCUGGGGCACUCUGGUUUUGAGAUGGACAAACUUAUCGCUCAGAAAGUUCGAGGUGUGGACAUCGUGGUGGGAGGACACUCCAACACCUUUCUCUACACAGGAAAUCCACCUUCCAAAGAAGUGCCUGCGGGGAAGUACCCAUUCAUAGUCACCGCAGAUGAUGGACGGCAGGUGCCUGUGGUCCAGGCCUAUGCCUUUGGCAAAUACCUGGGCUACCUGAAGGUUGAGUUUGAUGAUAAAGGCAAUGUUAUCACUUCCUAUGGAAAUCCCAUUCUUCUCAACAGCAGCAUUCCUGAAGAUGCGACCAUCAAAGCAGACAUUAACCAAUGGAGGAUAAAAUUAGAUAAUUAUUCUACCCAGGAACUCGGGAGAACGAUCGUCUACCUGGAUGGCUCCACUCAGACGUGCCGCUUCAGGGAAUGCAACAUGGGAAACCUGAUCUGUGAUGCCAUGAUUAACAACAACCUCAGACACCCAGAUGAAAUGUUUUGGAACCACGUGUCCAUGUGCAUUGUAAACGGAGGUGGCAUCCGGUCCCCCAUUGAUGAGAAGAACAAUGGUACCAUCACCUGGGAGAACCUGGCUGCUGUGCUGCCCUUUGGAGGGACAUUUGACCUCGUCCAAUUAAAAGGGUCCACCCUGAAGAAGGCUUUUGAGCACAGCGUGCAUCGCUAUGGCCAGUCCACCGGAGAGUUCCUGCAAGUGGGUGGAAUCCAUGUGGUGUACGAUAUUAACCGAAAGCCCUGGAACAGAGUGGUCCAAUUAGAAGUUCUCUGCACCAAGUGUCGAGUGCCCAUCUAUGAGCCUCUUGAAAUGGAUAAAGUGUAUAAAGUGACCCUCCCAAGCUAUCUGGCCAACGGUGGAGAUGGAUUCCAGAUGAUAAAAGAUGAAUUACUAAAGCAUGACUCUGGUGAUCAAGAUAUCAGCGUGGUUUCUGAAUACAUCUCAAAAAUGAAAGUAGUUUACCCAGCCGUUGAAGGGCGGAUCAAGUUCUCUGCAGCAAGUCAUUACCAGGGAAGCUUUCCUUUAGUAAUUCUUUCAUUUUGGGCAAUGAUCCUUAUUUUGUACCAAUAACAGGGAGUCUCCUUGUCCUUGAUGUCAAACUACAUUUUUCUUCCAGUGAUAUUCAUAUCUGCCUCUGGAGACCUGGCUUUGUAACAGCACUCAUCAUCCUCAAGGUUCCUAGCAGAUGUUCUUCACAAGGAAGAGACUGUAACAUCAUUUGUUGGGGCCAGCAACUCAGUGAGCAGAUAGAAAGUCACAGUGAACCAACAGGGUCCUUCUGGCAGGGAGUGGGUAAGGGGAAACAACUAGAUGUAGCUUGCAUAGCCACAUAACACAUCUGGUUACCAUUUCCCUUUCUAUUCAUUUCUAAUCCAUCAAACAAUUGAUGUUUACAUACAACUUCAUCAUCGCCAGCUCUGGUGGCACAUGCCUGUGGUCACGGCACUUGGCAGGGAGGAGAGGAUGGCUGCAAGUUCUAGGCCAGCCUGACAUAUGUAGAGUUUCAGGCCAGUCAGCUAGAUAUCAAGACUCACACACACAAACAAACAUUAUAAUUUACAAGUAGAUUUUUGUAGACAAGUCUUAUGAUAAGCUAAGCAGAAAGGGUCGACUUGUUCAAGGUCAGACAUCUCCAAAUAAUACAUCUAAGAUCUGUACCUGAGUCUUUUUACCUCAAGUCCAACCUCUCGCCUACUGUCAAGUCUCCUCUCUUCCUGCGGUUGGUCUCAGACAACAAAUCUGUUUCUGCCUUCCAUAGUACCCUUUCUUUUGGGCUCUUGUUGUCUCUCAGGUUUGAGAGAGUAGCUACUGGACAGGAUUCUUUCCUACAACACCAUGUGCCUUUGGUGAGUCAUAGACAAACUGUAUACAGCAGAUAAUAGAUUAGUCCAGGGACUGCAAAAGGCAGUCAGGGACAGGCAGGAAAGGGAAAGGAGAAUAUGACCAGGACUUACAGAAGAGAGUAGAUGGGUUCCAUAAACACUAGUUAAGGAGCAGAACAUGGCUCCAAAGCACAACACUGGUUCUUAUUAACUCCUGUGCGACUCCAAAAGCCCUGCCUCUCUCCUUCCUUCUUCCUCACAUGGAGGUGCCAUGAGAGAACUUCCUAAAAUAAACUGUAAUUCUCAACCUGCACCUGUCCUGUCCAAGAUGCCAACACGGCUCUCAUUCAAGUCACACAUGUACAAUCCAAUAUUCUGGAAGGCAAGAGUGAAUUUAAGAAGUGGUAUACAUAAAUGUUUGAAGUCACUGAGACUCAAAUCCCACACAACCACUGUAAGGCAUACUCAGGUCAAGACAUGAGAAGACCAGCAGGACAGUGAGCCCUAUGGGAGGCCCAAGAGAUACCCAGACUGAUGAAAUGAUCUGUGCCCACAGAACACCAGACCAAGACAGUCCUGUGACCAAGUGAGCAUAGUCAGCACUGUACAGUAGUUAAGAAUCCUUAACUAUAAACCAGCAGCUAGAUGUCUGGACAGGGAACAUGUUGGUUUCCUAGUGUUUACGAAUAUUAAGGACUCUUGACCCAAACCGUUUAAAAUUCCAAUCCUUUUAUGAAGUUUGUUGCAGUGAAACAAUGCCUUCAGUUCUUUUUGAAUGUGUAGAUUAGUUAUAAACAGAAAUGUCAGUAAGACUGUAAAAAAAAAUGAAGAAAGGUGCAUAUGAGGUAUAUUUUUAUGCUUGGCGAGUAAAUAAGGAGAAAUCUUAUAGCAUAAUUUUUAAAGAACAUUUGUAUAAUUUUUCUAAAUAUGUGUAUAUGUAUAUUUUAUGCAGCAGUAUUGAGAAAUGACCUUGGACUAUCUUGUAAUUGUAAAUUCCAAAAAUAAAGCUGAAGAUAUAGU
Mus musculus (house mouse) is the source of this 3580-nucleotide messenger RNA. RefSeq names its product 5' nucleotidase, ecto (gene Nt5e). Gene Ontology annotation, biological process: leukocyte cell-cell adhesion; ATP metabolic process; adenosine biosynthetic process. Gene Ontology annotation, cellular component: plasma membrane; membrane. The record is from RefSeq and is marked reviewed. Gene Ontology annotation, molecular function: zinc ion binding; hydrolase activity; hydrolase activity, acting on ester bonds. Bases 78 to 1808 code for a protein of 576 amino acids. NCBI's taxonomy places the organism in Eukaryota, Metazoa, Chordata, Mammalia, Rodentia, Muridae. The transcript is spliced from 9 exons.